CCCACCGUCCCCCUUCCUCCCUCCCUCACCCCACCAUACUCCUCUUCUGGCUCACACCGGUAGUUGUCAUGGCGAUGGAGUCAGCCUCGGCGUCGACUCCCGGGGUUGUUGCCAUGGAGAUUCCGGUGCGAGGUGCGCUCCCGGUGGUGGAAGAAGACGAGGGCUACAGCGCGCCGCCACCACCGCCGCCGGGGUCCGAGGAACGACUACGGUAUCGCCGAGGAGGAGGGAGAAGGCGGCGCGGGGUUCCGUUCGACCGGGGCAGCUACUACAUGCUGAUAGUGAUCGGCGAGAUCAGCACAGAGCACCAGCUGGACGCCGCCAAAGCGCAGAUAGAGCGGGGAAUUCGAUCCUGGGACGUCGACCUCAAGCGCUGCGACCUUGAUCAGCAGCUGCAGCUAUUUAUAACUCGCCACUCUGCCCACUUCUCCUCCGAGGUCAGAGGACAAAGAACUCUUCACCACAGAAGUGAUGUCCUAGAGACUGUGGUGCUUGUCAACCCUUCUGAAGACACUGUAGUAUCAGAGAUCCAGUCUCUAGUCACAGAUUCAGCAGGACACAAGCUUCUGGUCUUGAGUGGCCAGAGUUCAGAUCACGGUGGCCUUCUUCUUCAAAGUGGGGUUUUCACCUACCAGACCUUUUCAUGUGUCUUUGCUGAUCCUGGGGUCAGUAAUUUACUGGGCACAGCAGCCCCCAAGCAGCAGGCUACACUUACUGUGUCCUGCCGUGGGGAGGUGGGCUGGAGCUCCCUGGGACAGCAGCAGACCCUGCGGGAGUUCCUGGAAUACAAGCUAAACCCUGACCCUGUUCUCCCCAAGAUGGAGGGCGUCGCCGAAUUCACAGAGUACAUCUCUGAGACGGUGGACGUCCCUUCACCUUUUGACCUCCUGGAGCCACCCACCUCUGGAGGCUUCCUGAAACUGUCCAAGCCAUGUUGCUACAUCUUUCCCGGUGGACGUGGAGACUCUGCUCUCUUUGCUGUAAACGGCUUCAACAUCUUAGUGGAUGGAGGCUCUGAGCGAAAAUCAUGCUUCUGGAAGCUGGUUCGUCACUUGGACCGCAUUGAUUCUAUUCUACUCACACACAUCGGCGCCGACAAUCUCCCCGGUAUCAACGGGCUGCUUCAGAGGAAGAUAGCAGAGCAGGAGGAGGAGCAGUCUCAAGGCUCCACCAACUACAGCGACUGGAUGAAGAACCUGAUCUCUCCUGAGCUUGGUGUGGUAUUCUUCAAUGUGCCAGAGAAGCUCCGCAUGCCAGAAUCUAAUCUUAAAGUGAAACGCAGCAUCGAAGAGGCCUCGUUGACUUUGCAGUACCUUAACAAACUAGGAAUCAAGCCGGAGCCUCUCUGUCGAGUGGUCAGCAACACCAUUGAGCCCAUUACUCUGUUCCACAAGAUGGGAGUGGGCAGGUUGGACAUGUAUAUUCUCAACCCUGUCAAAGACAGUAAAGAGAUGCAAUUUUUAAUGCAGAAGUGGGCUGGCAACAGCAAGGCCAAGACUGGCAUUGUGCUGCCCAGUGGAAAAGAAGGUGAAAUCUCUGUGCCCUACCUGACAUCAGUUACAGCCUUAGUUGUCUGGCUUCCUGCCAACCCUGCAGAAAAGAUCGUCAGAGUGUUGUUCCCUGGGAAUGCACCACAAAACAAAAUCCUAGAGGGGCUAGAAAAAUUAAAGCACCUUGACUUCUUGCGCUAUCCUGUAGCCACACAGAAGGACAUUGCCUCAGGAGCUCCUCCCUCUGUUAUAAAACAAACCAAGCUAAAACAAAGAACAGAUAGCAAAGAGAGUCUCAAGUCAUCCCCCAAGACCACUGCAAAGGCCUCCAAAAAAGAAACUGAAGGACAAGAUGAUGUGUCUGCUGCCACAGAGGCAAAGAGUGACUCUGUGAAGGAAAAUAUAUCAGAGAAAAAAGAGGAGAAAAAGCCUGCAAAAACUACAAAAUCUAAAACUGAUGUGCCAGAAAAGAAAAAACUCUUGAAAGAAAAAUCCCUAAAAAAGCACCCCAAGGAAAGGGUUUCAAAAAUGGAUGAGAAAAAGGACAAGGAAAAGAAAGAAAUCAAGAAAGUAAAGAAAGAUGACUCAGUUAAAAAAGAUGAUAAAAAGGAUGUUAAGUCCAAAGAGGACAAAAAGAAGGACGCAUCCAAACCUGAGCUGAGAAAAAUCACAAAGCCUGACCUAAAACCACUUACACCAGAGGUAAGAAAGACAUUGCAUAAAGCUAAAGUUUCAAGUAAAGCCAAGACUGGAAAAAUCAAAGCAGCAAAGGUUGAAUCUGCUGAACCAAAAACAGAAGAAACAAAACCUGAAACUAUUCAACCUGAACCAAUAGAAAAUGGAGCUGUUGAGGGCAUAUCUGCUCCCUCAACUCCAGAAGACCUCACUAAGGAUUUUGAAGAACUGAAAAAAGCUGAAGUUGUAGCUGUAUCAGCAGAGCAACUAGACAGUAACAAGGUUUCAACAGAGCCGACAGCACAAAGCCUUACCCAAGAGACACAGGAAGCACAAGAAACUAUAUCUGAAAUUCCACCUGGCACAGAGAAGGAGGUCUCAGCUGCAGAAGCUGAAGUUGAAGACAAAGACAAGGAGUCGACACAAGAGAGAGAAAUGGAAGAAGCUCAAAAGUUUGAGGAUGAGGGAGCAGCAACUCAGGAUGAGGAAGAGGAGGAGGAGGAAGAAGUGGCCCCAGCAGCUGAAAAGAAAACAGACGAGGAGGAGGAAGAGGACAUGGGGAUAGGUGAAGAGGAAGAUGAAUCAAAAUGGAAGGAGGCAAAGGACGAUGGGCUUGACAGGAAACAUGAGAUAGAAGAAAUGGAGAAAUCAGAAAAUCUCUCAGCCGUGGUCGUGACACAAGAGGAGCUACGAAUGACUCCAUCCGAAGAAGAGGAGGAGGAGGCAGUGGAGAAGGCCGAACUGGAGGAGGUAGAAGAUUUAGAUGUAAUAGCUGAUGAAGAGAUCAAAGUCAAACCUGAAGAUGCAGUCGAAGAAAAAAUGGUCGAUGAAAGCAAAACCACUGAAAUUCUGACUGCGGCCAAAGACGAAGAAGAUGAAGAGGAGGAGGGCUACCUGUCACAUGUGGGAGGGGCCACAGCUCCCAUAACCUCAGUAGCUCAAGGAGCCACUGCAGCCGAACCCAUCUCCUAUAUCCACGACGAGACCAUUCCCGGCUACUCUGAGACAGAACAGACCAUCUCUGAUGAGGAGAUUCAUGAGGAGGCAGAGGAGAGGAUACCACACCUUCAGUACGAUGUGGGUGCCUACGACAUCUCUGUUCCAGAUCAGACUGAAUCAUUUGUGAACAUUCACGGCAUGAGGGAGAUGCAAGCUGCGGCUAUGACCGACAAAGGUUUUAUCCCAGGUGUGCAGGAGCAAGUAUCGGUGUUCACCAACAUCAUCACUGCUCCUCUGGCAGAGGAGGAGCAUGUGUCCUCUGCAACGUCCAUCACAGAGUAUGAAAAAAUGUCCUCUCUCCCUACUUCUAUUGCCGAAGACCAAUCAGUGACAUCUGUUGCAGCACCUGUGGCCGAGGAAUCACCCAAAUCUCCCGUUACCCUGUCAACCCCGCCAGAUGCUACCCAAGGUAAAGAGCAGCCACUGUCUGCAGGAACUCUUUCACCACCGUCUUUAGAAGAUGACAAAAAAUCCAAGUCUCCAUCGGAUGACCUACAGCUCCCUAUUGCAGAAGUGAAGGUGGGGGCUAAAGUUCCCGACGUUCAUGAUGAGGAGGAGGAGGAAGAGGAAGAAGAGGAAGAAGACCAAACUCCUAAUGUUGACAUUUCACUUGAAAAACUCCAAGAGGGCUAUGCUUCAUCCCAGUUAUUACAGGGUAAAGAGAAAGAUGUUGAAAAGAUUGCUGGCUCAGUGUCUCCAAUUUCAAAGUCUGUGCAGGACACCAAACCAGUCCACCUACCAGUUGAAGAGGAAAAUAUAGAUGCAGUUGCACCGAAAGAUGUGUCCUCUGUUGUACCCACAAGACCUCUUGGAUCAGACUCAGUAACUUCAGAGAGUGAAGAGCGCUGCUUUAGUCCAGAUGAUAUCACUGUGAAAAUGGCCUCCCCUCCACAGUCCGGACCGCCAAGUGCAGCUCACUCUCCACUUCGCCAGUCACCUGUGGAAGACAAGAUGAAGGACUUCCAUGAUUUGGAGCUGCAAAAACAAGACGAGCCCCUUCAUACAGUCACUGCAACUGAAGACAAAACUAAAAAGGCAGAUGAAGCCGAAGCAGUGACAAAAGAAGAUGUUGACAGACAGAAACCAGAUCAACAUGAAGUAGAUUCAACAUCUUUGGACAAAUCACUUGAGAAGGACAUAAAAGAGGUUACAGUGAUGGAGGAGCCAGAAAAAGACAUUUCACCAGUGCUGAAAGAUGAAGGCAAACAGGCAGAAAUAAUCCCUGUUGUUGUUGCUGCAGCUUUAACAGAAGUUCAGCCACCCGUGUUAGAGAGGGAUUCCCUUAUCUCAUCUGGACAGAGUGAUGAAGAUGUUGACAAAGGACUCAAAGAGAAGGAACCUAAAGUACCUGUUCCAGGUAAAUUUCCAGAGGAGAGCCGUUUCCUGGAUGACGAUGACAACAAGAAAGAUGAUGAUGAUGAUGAUCAUCAUGAUGACAAAUCUGCAGUUAAAACUGUCGAGGUGGAACAGGAGAAAGAAAAAGACGACACCUCUGAUGUCAUACAAAUCAAGGAUGAGCAGAAACAGAAAUCUGUCACCCACGAAGACGUUUCUGCCAUUAAGUCCAUCACGGUCGAGAAAGCAGAGAAAGAGCCAGUAAAGGAGGAUAUCUCUGAUAUUAAACCUGUCACAGAAGAGCUCAUUGCAGAGGGCAUUGUCACUGCUGAUAGGGCCAUUAAAGAUGAACAGAAAGAGCUUGAAAAAGACUACCCUCCUGAUGUCAAAACUACUAAAGAAUCAGACACAGAAAUUGUUACCUCUGAGGCCAAACAAAUCAAAGAUGAACAGAGGCAGAAAGAUACUAAACAAGAUGAUGAUUCUGACCUCAAAACCACAGGUGAGGUUAUUGAGACCAAGGUUAAAAAGGAUGAUGUGUCUGAGAGUAAGAUUUUGAAAGAGGAGGAGGAGGAGAAAGUGACAGAGAAGGAUGACACUUUUGAUAUUAGCUCUAUAAAGAGUGAAGAGAAAGAGAUUCAAAAGGCUCCUGCCACAGAUAUGAAACCUGUUAAAGAGGAGAUAGAGAAAGAGCCAAUUAUUAUGCCUACUAAAGAUGAGAAGGAAAAGGAGACAGACACUGAUAUCAAAGGGAUCGAAGAUAAGAAAGAAGAAAAAGAGAUAGAAAAGACAGUUCCUUCUGAUACCAAGCCCUUUACAGAUGACCAGAAGGAAAAGGAGAAAGACAUUGUGGCUAAACUCCCCGAGGAAGAAGAAAUGAUUAGUAAAGAUGACACAUCUGCUGUUACCAUGACAGAGGAAAAGGGGCAAGAGGUGUGUAAAGAUGCUAGCUUGACCGUCAGCCCCAUCAAGAUGGAUGAAAAGGAUGCAGUAGUGAGUAAAGAAGAGAUUCUUGCUACCAAGCCAACCACAGAACAAGAAAAAGAGAAGGAGACAAGUAAAGGCGAUAGUCUUUCCAAGGAACAGGAAAAGGAUAUUACAAGCAAGGAUGAUGCUUGCAUCUUCAAAUCUACUGCAGAAGAAGACAAGAAGGAAGACACCAGUAAAGAUGAUACUACUGCUAUAAAACUCACCAAGGCAGAGGAAAAAGAUAAACUGCCAAGUAAGGAAGAUACUUCUGCUGUGAAACCAACAGCUGGAGAGGACAAGGAGCAAACAGAACGUAAAGAAGAUACUGCUGCCAUUAAACUUAGCAAGAUGGAUGAAGAGCAUGUAGUGCUAUGUAAAGAUGUCGAUUUCUCUCCCACAUCCACUGAGGUAGAAGCAAAAGAAACACCUAAGGAUGAUGUCAAAUCAGUCAAGGAGGAAGAAAAAGUGCAAGAAACAGAUAAAUAUGACACAUCUGUUAUUAAACCUGUCAAGAUGGAGGAAGAGCAUGUAAUGGUCAGUAAAGAGAGUGAUUUCUCACCAACAUCAACCAAGACAGAAGAUAAACAGACACCUAAGGAUGAUGUCCAACCAGUCGUGGAAGAAGGAAAGAGGGAAGAAACAGAUAAAGAUGUCAGUUUUGUUGUUCAACCUACCAAGAUUGAGAUAAAGGAUGUAAUGGUGAGUGAAGGUAUUUCCACUGUCAAAACAUCUGAGGAGUUGAAGGACGACAUGUCUGCUUUUGAACCCAUCAUGCAAGAUGAAAAGGAGAAAGAAAUCAGUAAAGAUAUUUGUGCUGUCAAAUCAACGAUAGAAGAAGAAAAAGAGAAGGCGGUACAUAAGGAAGAAACAUUUGCUGUGAAGCCAUCCAAAGAGGAAGACCUAUCAGUUCAAGAUCCUUGUGUUGCUAUCAAACCCAUGAAGGAGGAAAAAGAUACAGUGACAAUUAAGGAUGAAAUUUCUAGUAUCAAACCUGUUGAGGAGGAAAGCAAAGACGCUGCUGGUGUAAAACCCUGUGCAGAUGACGAGGAGGAGAAGGUGGAGUUUAAAGCUGCCACAUCUGAUAUAAAACUCAUCAAGGAGGAGGCAAAAGAAAUCCUGAAGGAGGAGAUUUUUGAAGAAAAGAAGGUCAAAGAAGAAGAGAUGGAAAAAGAGAAAGAAAAGAGUGAUAUUACUGAUACAUUAUCCAUUAAGGACAGUGACAUAGAUGAGACUUAUGCCAAAACCACAAAAGAUGUUAAAGAGCUGGAAAAAAGUGACAUUUCUGACAAACAGAUAAAAAUGCAGGAGGUUAAAGAGGAGGAAAAGGGUGAUAUCUCCGACCACAAAACUAUUUUGGAUGAAAUGAAGGUCAAAGAAACUGAACAAGAUGAUGCUAAAAAGGAGGAAGAAACAGAUUCGAGUGUUGAGCAACCCAAAGACAUGAAAGAGAAGGAGCCACCUAAAGCUGAAACCAUUGAGGAGGAAAUCAAAGAUGUAGACAAACAGGGCAGCUGUGAAUCUAAAUCCAUCAAACAGGAGACAGAGACUCCAACAUUUAGCAUCAAAGAUGAGAAAAAAGGGAUAGAUGAUUAUCCUUUUGGGUCUGAAUCUAAGAAAGAUGAUAAAGGGGUAGAUAUUCCCAUUUCUCAGACCUUGGAGGAGGAGAAAACUAAAAAGGACGAUGAUGUUAGUGAUAAGCAUAUACAUGAAGAAACCUCUGAUAAGCUUACCGAAACUCAGAAAGUGGAGGAAACUUUUGGCACUACAUCAACAGAAAUACAACAAGCCAUUUCUGUAACUACAUCAAGUGGAGACCUGAAACCAGUGAAAGAUGACAUUUGUGUGUCUCCCUGUCAAAUCCCGGGGGAGAAGAAAGAACAAGAUAAAGAAGCAAAGGUCAUUAUCAGCCAAGAAGAGAAGAUGGAGAAAGAAAAAGAUGACACACACGUUGCUGAACUGAGCAAAGAGCAAAAAAUGGAAAAAGAACAAGAAAAAGAAUAUACCUAUGGGACUGAAGAUAUUAAAGAUGAAAAGGCAAAACCAGAAGACGAUGAAAAAGUUAUGAAAGAAAAAGAUUUCACUGACAUGAAGACAGAUGAGAUCACUGAGAAAGAAAAGUAUGACUCUUCUGAUGCAGACCAUACUAAAGAGGAGAAGUGGGAGCGAGAGGAAUUACAAGAGAAAGACCUGGACAAAGCUAUUAAACAACCUGCACAGACGCUAUUGGGAGAAGCAGCAAUGGCAUCCAAGUCAGACUACAAACCUGCAUUUGUGGUUCAGUCCUCCGAUGAAGACAGGGAAGAUGAAGAGGAGGAGGACAUUUGUAUGGGAGGAGCAGGCUCCAGACCUUUGUCAGUUGAGCCAAGAAAAUCAGAUCAUGACAUCUCUUCUGCAGGUCUGUCCUCAUCCCAAACACCUCAGACAAGUGACCAAACAAAACCGGCAAAAUCAGAACAGACCACCGUUAUUAUACCAACGCUUACAAUGCAGGAGCCCUCUAUUGAUGAAGACUUCAGUGAGUCUGGCAAAGAAGAAUCCAGGCUUUCACCUGAAGUAGACAAAGUUGGCGUGAAAACAGAAAUCACACCUGUGCCCCUUGCCAAACCAGAACCCUCCUUGGGUACUGUCACAUCAAAGGAGGAGACGACCUCUGUCCCAAAACAAGAAACAGCUUCUGAUAUCCCAGCAGCUAGAGCAGAACUGAUGUCCGACUCAAUUGAGAAGCCUGUGUUGUCAGCAGUGUCAAGCACUGACAGUCAGCCCAGGAGCUGUACGCUUUUGAGCACUGAGAGCCAGUCCAGUGUGGACGAAACUCCACAACAAGAGAAACAGAUACUGUCUCAGACAAGCUCAGGAAUCGGUGCUACAGAGGAGAAAAAGCUGCAUGAGAAACCUGGAAAGGAAGCAGAGAGGGAGAUGGAAGGAGAGCGAGAGGUGGCUUCUCCAGGAUUAUCCCAGCCUUGUUCGUAUUUUAUGCUGGACAGAGAUAUUGAGGAUGCAAGCCACACUGAAGAUGUAAAAUCAGAUGCUGCAAAAAUGGAGAGUGUUGAUAAAAUUACCUCAAAGAAGGAAAUGGUCAGUGGAAGUCUCGGAGAUGAAAAGCAAACCUUUGGUACGUCUAAGUACGAUCCGUAUGAAAAGCCCAUUCCAAAGGAUGAUGACUUGGACUCUAGAGAAGAAAGUGAGGUCUCACUAGGUUUUGAUCAUGGCUCUGAUAUGGGUAUUGAUGACAACAGAAGAACAAGCCAGACCGAAGCUGGAGGAGCCAUGUUCCUUCUGGAUGAUCAGUACAAAGAAGAGCCUCUGUCUUUUAGUAGAGUUGACUACAGCCCAGUGUCCCUCACAGAGAGUGAAAGGAGCAGCCACCACAGCCGAAGUGCCUCGCCUAAAUACGAAGACAGAGAGAAGGGCCAAGAGGAAGAGAGGGAGAGAGAAGAAAGACCAGAUACACCUUAUGUUGACAAAAGCUUUUCAUCGAUAGAAAUGCAAGAUAACAAAAUGUCCCAGGCCGCUGAGUCUUAUUCUUUCAGUCCCAAAGAGGACAAACCUGAGAAAUCAGAGAAAGAGAAAGAGGAUAUGAUAGAAGGUACUACAGCUGCCUUUCAAGCUGGUGUAACAGCAGAAAGUGAUAAGGUUUCUACCAGUGCAACUGCUCAAUCAGCAGGUCCAUCAUCAAGACAGGAAACACCCUCUCCAUCAUGGAGCCAAUCAGAUCUUGGUUCCCAAGUUUCAGCUACUUCUCUAACUUUUGGAGAAUUCACAGAAAAGAGAACAGAAAAAGAGAAAGAAAAAUCUUCUGAGUCAUUCAAAGAUAAAAUGGAGUCCUCUGAUCGUGAAAGGGAGGGAUCGCCAUCUGGUCGGCGUUCACCUGCAGAAAAAGACAUUUUACCUCAACAAGCAUCACCUUCAGAGAAACAAGAAACAUCAAGUGAUUCAAGGACUGCACUUGCUUCUGCCUCAUGUUUAGGACAUGAAAUAGAUGAUAAUGUUGUAGCAUUUGACAAUAGUCAAAUUAGCAGCUCUGCCACUUGUAAAUCCAUGUUGGACUUUCCUGAAGGGAAAGAGAGUCUGAUAGACAAAAGGCUACUUGUGGAGGGGGAGGAUUUCAAUGUUGACGAUGAUGAAGAUGAAGAUGAGGAUGAAGAAGAUGAAGAAGAAGAAGAGUUAAGUGAUAUAGAUAUGGAAAAGGGUGCCAGGGAACAGUCUGAAAAAGAAAUAUGCAGACGUAGCUCUGAUGAUAUUUCUACAUUAGCAGAGGUAGAGGACUCAAACAAAAAGUCUCAGUUGUCUGAAUCAAGCUUACUUAAAGACCAAACCGUCUGCAAACCAACACCUGAUGAUGCCUCAGCUACUGGAGUCACAGAGACAGACAAGGAGGAUAUGAGUAAAAAACCAUCAUCUCCCGAAACAACACCGUUAAAAGAAGAUGACACAGCUGGUGAUUCAGCCAAAUGCAAGCUUCCUGAGACGAGAAGUGAAGAUGCAGGUAAAACAACGCCAUCACCAGAUCCGAGUUCUCACAAAAUGGACGAUAGCUGUGUCAGUACAACAGAUGCCCCAGAAAGUCCUGAAACAAGGAAAGCUGAGGAUGCAGACAAAAAUAAUCUGCAUCCUGAACCAACCACAAAGAGAAGGUCAUCAGCAGAAGAUUUUACCUCCUCAGAAGUGCUAAAGUCAGUAAAAGGAGACGAAGAUAGAGCAUCUCCAUCGCCAAGCCUUUUGACAAAGGAGCCAUCUGAACCAGUGUCCACAAGCAGUUUGACAGGCAGCCUUUUGCCACAAGACCAUUCAGACUCCAUGUCCAGGACAACAUGUAGUCCCUCCCCUUCGUUAGGAGCCAGCUAUGCUGAUAUUGGACCAAGCAGAUCUGGAGGUUAUUCUGAGCAUUUUUACAGUGAGGAGAGUCAAGUGGGAUUGAAGGAGGAUAAGUCAGAAACCCUUGUGCUUUCAGAUGCCUCACAGCUAUCCAAGCUAAGCGAUGAUAAAUAUUAUAGCCAAAGAGACAGUAAGGAAGAAAGUGUGGAUGAGAAGCAAAGCCCAGAUACUACUGCAAAACAUGAGGAAACUUUGUCGUCAACCCGCACAUACACCACCUUAACAUACUCUUCUUCAAAGUUUUCUUCCACAUCGUAUAGUUACUCGUCCUCAGACUCAACCUCUGCCCUUUUGAGCCAACAUUUAGGAGGCAAAGUUCAAACUUCCACAACUCUGUCAAGCUCUGAAGUAACUCUAACCAAAGAUGAGCCAUCGUUGGCAACAGAGUCUACAAGCUCUUGCUUUGGAGGGUUUCAGAGAGAUGAAUACAUGGAGGUGACAACAAAACCUGCAACAAAACCCAGCCAGUUUGAUGAAACCAAAUCAUCAUCUCCAGUACCAUCUACCACUGCCAAGCCGACUGAGGAUCCAAGUGGUCCUACAAAGCCUGACGUGGACACAAAGUCAAGCAAGGAUAGUUUUUAUAUGCUUGAAACUAGGAUUACAGCGUCCCCAGCAGCACCACAAAGUCUACAAAGUAUGGAACCCAUAAAGGUGUCAGAGAGUUUAUCCACAUCAGAGGCUUGCUUUGAUGUCUCUCCUCUCCAAAGAGCUGACUCCUCUGAGAGGGUGUCCCAGGGGUCAGCAGAAGAUGAGGAGCCUGAAGUGGAGGACAGCACCCUACCAUGUCGUAUUGAAUGUCAAAAAAGCAAAGUGGCCGAGCAAAAAGAGACUUCAUCACCAAUAACUGAGCCAUAUGUGGUAGAAAGUACCAUACGCUCCACAGAGACAAAGACAGUCACCACCACCUCUUCUUCUGUUGUGUCCAAACCUGACGACUUGAUGGCAACAACUCAACAGACUGCCUCAGUUACUCCACUGAGUGACAGUGGAGCUAGCAAAACCACAUGUGCCACAAAAGACAUGCCCAAAACAGAGGAGGAUAAAGAGAAAAAGGAGAAAACACCAGAGGUAAAGGAGGACAAGACAGAUGGAACUUCUGCACCUCUGAAGGAAGAUACAAAAGUGCUGGAAAAAGAAACAAAAGAAACAGACGAAAAGACAGACACUGCUAAAGACAGUGGAGUCAAGCAGAAGAUGGAGGAUAAGACAUUGGAAGAACAGACAUGGAAAGGCAGUACAGAGGACAAAAAGGCAGAUCCAAAGAUGCAUGAAGAGGCUGAAGAUAGCAAGAAAGGAGAGGCAGAAAGAUUAGAGGAGAAAAACUUGCUGGAAAAACCAUCAGAGAGAUUAGAGGUCAGGAGGAAGAGCAGUAUAUCUGACUGGGAGCUACUACAGAGGCCUGACGACUGCCCUAGUGGCCCUCCUCCAGGUUAUGGUGAUGACGAUGAGGAUGAGGAAGCGAUGGAAGCAAUGGAAUGGAUGGAAAGUGUCCACCGUACUUCUGUGUCCUCUUCACAAGAAACCUAUCACACAGAAAUAUCUAGUAGAGGAACCGAAAAGGCUGAUCGUCCCUCUGACUUGAGCACAGGAGCCACUUCCUCCACUGCCUCCCACCCAGGUUACUCCUCAUGUGAAUAUACACAUCGCAAAGGAGAACUUUCUCCAUCGUUCAUCAACCCCAGCCCUCAUCAACUCUCGAGUGACGAGGGCGAGGAGGACGGCCACAGCGACCACAGCGACCACUCCCAGGAAGGGGACGAGGAUGAUCAGGAGCAACACUCCGUGAAAAGGAGGUCACACAAGCAGAAGCGCCACCAUACUUCAACUUACCAUGCAGAGUCUGGACAGGGGCCACACCAGCAGCCUGGCGCCCUGUCAUCUGGUUUGGCUGUAACACUAGCUGGAGAGGAAACACCGCCGACAUCAGUGAGCGAGUCAUUGCCUUCACAGUCUGACUCUGACGUCCCUCCAGAAACCGAGGAGUGUCCAUCCAUAACAGCUGAAGGCAAUCUGGACUCAGAUGAAGACGCUGAACAUCUGCCGGUGGACAAAUCAUCUGCGUCUGGAGCUGGGGUGGGUCACCAUCCUCCAUCGCCAAGGUCAGCUCAGAAGACUCAUGAUCCCCUCCCCACCCCGAUGAAGGACCCGCUUCCACACCCUCCCCACCCAGAUGUGUGCAUGGUAGAUCCAGAGGCUCUUCUCAAUGACCACAGUAGCACAGAGAAACUUCUUAAGAAAGAGCACAAGACAACCAAGGGCCUCAAGAAGGGUAAACCCAAGUCAGCCUCCCCCGCUCGUAAGGGGGAAGUCAGGAAGAGGUCCUCUACUCCAGUGAAGCAGACUUCCAAGGACUCUGCCUCUCCUCGAUCAGCCUCCCUCAGAAGGAAGGACACAGACAGAAGCUCCAGGCUGAUCAAGAUGUCUGAGACCCAUGGCUCCAGGAGUGAGCUCCUCAACCCGGGGAAAGGCUUGGUCAAUGGUGUGAAGAGCAGUUCAGGUAACAACUCCCAGAAGACAAGCUCGGCCGUCCCACCUGGACCACCUGUUUACGUCGAUCUGGCCUAUGUGCCCAACCACUGCAGUGCCAAGAACGUGGACCAGGAAUUCUUCAAGAGAGUGCGAGCUGCGUACUACGUGGUGAGCGGAAACGACCCGGGCAGCGGUGAGCCCAGCCGUGGAGUCCUGGACGCCCUGCUGGAGGGCAAAGCUCAGUGGGGCUCCAACUUACAGGUGACCCUGAUCCCGACCCACGACACAGAGGUGACCCGGGACUGGUACCAGCAGACCCACGAGAGGCAGCAGGACCUGAACAUCAUGGUUUUGGCCUCCAGCAGCACCGUAGUCAUGCAGGACGAGUCUUUUCCUGCCUGCAAGAUUGAGUUCUGAGCUUCUUGAGCCAAGCUGUGCCCCCCACCCCCACACCUCCCCGUCCUCCUCCCAUCCCCCUCCCAUCCCAUCCUCCCCCUCCCUGUCAUCUCACUGAAGGUGGAGCGAGAGCGAACACCACUCUACGCUUCUUCAAAAGCUUCUCGCUCUCUCAUGGUACCAGUCUCAAACGCAUUCGCUGCAGCCCUCAAUACGCUAGAUUCUGUUAGUUGAAAUCAAAGUCGACGCUCUGGGUUUUCACCCUCCGAGUGACAGUGGGGUUAUCAUGCAAAUAAUAACGACGUACUUUUAUGUUUGUUUUCUCCUGUGAGUCAUCCGUCUGCCCGAGCACACCUCCUAUCCUAGCACUAACAGCUGUGAUUAAAAAUUCAAAUACUCCUCAGUAACAUAAUCACACUGAGCAGCUCUAUUUGCCUCAUAUCUAACGAACAAAUGGACAUCAUUACCCUCACAAUUAAACUGCAGUUCAGACAGAUUUAAUUCUUACACCGUUAACUCAAAUCACAAUUAACUUGAACAUUUAAUGUGUUUAGUGGCAAUUUUCUCAUCCGAACGGCCAAAACAAGUGCCAAAACACUAUGAAAACGGAAAUUGUGAUUUGUCCAAACUGAUCAGGUCUCGAUAAUUUGUUCAGACUGUACUGAAAUUUUUAGGUUUCUCAAGUCAAAGCUUUCUUUUCCAUCUGCGCGCGCCAUGACGAAACUCAUCCCUCGCACUUCUGCUCACGGCUACAGUAGUUUUUGGAUUAACUGAAUAAUGACAUUUGAUGUUACGUGAAAAAGAAAACAAACAAACAAAAAAACGUUCCUUCUUGUCAUUUGUGGUUAGGUUUUAAGAGGCGCCUGAAGUUGACACUGUUUCGGCUUUCACAGCUUUGCUGGUGCAUGAUGCUUGCGUCUAGCUUGGACUCUUUCAGAACUGCAUAGGGUUAAUCGUUUCUUUAGCCAGCCUUCAAGUGUGGAAUGCAGUAUAAUGUAGAUAGGUUACUACACUGUUUGGCUGUCUAUGCUCAAGUGAAUUCAAUAGGCGCCAGGCAGCGGAACGAUGUUGUACACUAAUCAUAUCUCUGCUGGAUGUAAUGGUUCCUCUUUAAGUCUUUAUCAUGGUCUUUGUUGGUUGUACGUACUCCAGUAUACACAUAGGGUAAAUGUUUCUAUACCAGUACAGAGGUUAUGUUAACAAAAAAAAAAAAAAGAAAAACAACAAACAAUAUAUUUUAUCAUGAUUGCCGCAAAUUACGAUCUGGUGGUGAAUGCAGCAUUUUUUGAUCGCGCGUUUAAGAAAGGUUUAAUCAACGUUUCCGUCAUUCCCGCCUGUUCAGAUACAUUUUACUGUCUCUGUCAACAUCACAAAGCGAUGGACAAAAAAAACAAAA
Messenger RNA from Scatophagus argus, 14607 nucleotides. It is a transcript of the gene map1ab, whose product is annotated as microtubule-associated protein 1Ab. Bases 69 to 13232 code for a protein of 4387 amino acids. The record is from RefSeq and is a predicted model, not a curated record. Gene Ontology annotation, biological process: axonogenesis; dendrite development; regulation of microtubule depolymerization. NCBI's taxonomy places the organism in Eukaryota, Metazoa, Chordata, Actinopteri, Scatophagidae. The transcript has 7 exons. Gene Ontology annotation, cellular component: microtubule associated complex; cytosol; neuronal cell body. Gene Ontology annotation, molecular function: actin binding; microtubule binding.